UUAUUUGAAAUAGAUGAAAGUGAAAUGCAAAUAAAUGGUCAAUGUUUUGUCAUCAAAGAUCGGAUUUACAAUAAUAAUAAGCGAAUUUUGUUACUGUCAACGAAAAACAUGAUGCAAUUAUUGCAACAAGCAGAUUUUUGGGUCCUUGAUGGUACAUUUAAGAUUGUGCCACACAUAUUUCAACAAUUAUACACCAUACAUGGUAAUUUAUCAGUAACAGGAAAUAAAACAAAAACGUUCCCUUUACUGUAUUGUUUAUGCACAAACAAAGAUAAGAAAACAUACGACAUGAUAUUUGAAUUAUUACAAGAAUACGGAGUGGAAAAUGAUUUAGAAUUUCAUCCAAAAAUAUGUAUUUUGGACUUCGAAAAGGCGGCAAUCCAAAGUUUAAAAUCUAAUUUUGAGAAUGUGAUACUACAUGGCUGCCACUUUCAUCUCGGGCAAAUAUUAUAUCGGCAAGUUCAACAAAGGGGUUUAACACAAAGAUAUGCAAGUGAUAUAAAGUUUAAAACAGAUGUAAAAUGUCUUUUGGCACUGAGUUUUUUGCCUCCGAACGAGAUUCCUAUAUAUUUUAAUAAAUUACUCGUCAGUUAUAAAGACGACGAUGAUAUUAUUUCUUUAGCCCAUUGGUUUGAAGAAAAUUAUGUUAGUGGCACUUGCAGUGCCCCCGCAAGAUAUAUUCCGGAAUUUUGGAGCUGCGAGUUGAUAAAUACAUUAAAAUUGCCACGAACUCAAAAUUCAGCGGAAGCUUGGCAUCAUCACAUUAACCAAAUAAUAGAUAAAAAAUCUCCCGGAUUUUAUCACCUUAUAAAAGAACUUAUAAAAGAGACAAUAAUAAAGGAAUCAGAGAUAGAAAAGAUGUUAUGCGGAUCACCGCCUGAAAAAAAAAGAAGAAAGUAUAUCAUUAAAGAUGAAAAAUUGAAAAAAAUAAUAGAAAUUAAAGAAAAUCUUAAUGAAAUAAAAUACUUGAAAGAAAUUUCAAAAAUAAUUUGAAUAUUGUUAUAUAUUAAUUCUGCAUUUACACAAUUACUGUUAAUUAAAUUGAAGUUAUUUAAAAUCUGUAUAAAUAAUAAUUUAGAAGAAGUUACCUCUAUUGUUAACACUUCUAGAAAAUAAAGUUAUUGUUACUUAUAUUAUUGUUACUUAAAUAAGUGUCAUUUAUUAUAAUAUAUUAAUCCUGCAUGUACGAAAUUACUGUUAAUAAAAUAGAAGUUAUU
Molecule: messenger RNA, 1217 nt
Organism: Amyelois transitella
Lineage: Eukaryota; Metazoa; Arthropoda; Insecta; Lepidoptera; Pyralidae
Exons: 2
Coding region: 25-993 (322 amino acids)
Source: RefSeq, a predicted model, not a curated record